Molecule: messenger RNA, 1143 nt
Organism: Trypanosoma cruzi
Lineage: Eukaryota; Euglenozoa; Kinetoplastea; Trypanosomatida; Trypanosomatidae
Product: dynein heavy chain, putative
Exons: 1
Biological process (GO): microtubule-based movement
Cellular component (GO): dynein complex
Molecular function (GO): minus-end-directed microtubule motor activity; dynein intermediate chain binding; dynein light intermediate chain binding
Source: RefSeq, a predicted model, not a curated record
AGCCACAAUGCAAACACGGGUGGGGAGCGGAUGGAAUUUUCAUCUGGCUACGCAAUCCCUCUUUUUGACGAUAUCAAUAAACACCGGGAGUUUAUUCGGGAAACGUACCCCGAUGUGGACGCGACCGAAGUUUUCCAGAUGCAUUCCAAUGCGGAUAUUACGUACCGCACACGUCAGGCCCAGGAGGCACUCACCACCAUCCUUGACAUCCAGCCGCGCGACGCCGUCGUGAGCGGUGGCGUGACACGUGAAGAAAAGGUGCUGGGUAUGGCAGACGGAUUUUUGCGGCAGUUGCCAGAGAACUGGAGUGUGGACCGCAAGCUUCACAUUGGCGAUCGCCAACCACUCUCCAUCUUUGCUGGACAGGAGAUUGACCGCCUGAGUGUAACCAUUCGCGCUAUCCGGCAGACGUGUACGAACUUGAAGCUGGCGGUGGCAGGCACCAUUAUUCUUACGCCAGCGCUGCAGGAUGCGCUGGACUACCUUUAUGCCGCGCGUGUUCCACCGUCAUGGGUGGCGGUUGGUUGGCCGUCGCCAAACAUCUCCCUGUGGUUUACAGAGGUCCUGCGUCGCCACGAGCAGCUUGACAACUGGGCCCGCAACGGCCGGCCACCGGUGUACUGGCUACCCGGCUUCUUUAACCCGCAGGGAUUCCUUACUUCUGUGCGUCAGGAGAUCACUCGUAGCCACGCGAAUGAGGCGGUACCGUGGGCUCUCGACAAGGUGGAGGCGCGAACGGAGGUGCGCUCCUCCGAGUUCCGCCCCAACCAAGAGCCGAAGGCGGAGGACCUCAAGACCGAGCGGGGCGAGGUUGUCAUCUACGGCCUCUUUCUCGAGAGCGCCAUGUGGGACAAGUCAAAUAAGCGACUCAAGGACCCACCACCCGGCGAUCUCUUCCGGGAGCUACCGAUGCUGCUCAUCUCGGCGUACAACAAGGACGCUCCGCAGCAAGCGGCAAUCGCGCCCACUAAACCAGGACAAAUGAAGGAGAAGCAGAAGAAGCAGGAGUACUACCGUUGUCCCGUGUACAAGUACCCGACGCGCUCCGAUCUGCACUGGAUCUUCGACGUGAAUCUCCCCGUGGCGGAGGACGACGCGUACUGGCGCAUGCGGGGUGUUGCCCUGUUGGGAUCCACGGAUUAG